This is a messenger RNA of Chroicocephalus ridibundus (black-headed gull), 666 nucleotides long. It is a transcript of the gene COXFA4L2, whose product is annotated as NDUFA4 mitochondrial complex associated like 2. NCBI's taxonomy places the organism in Eukaryota, Metazoa, Chordata, Aves, Charadriiformes, Laridae. The transcript is spliced from 5 exons. Bases 177 to 440 code for a protein of 87 amino acids. The record is from RefSeq and is a predicted model, not a curated record.
GGCGGAGGGUGCUGAGCUCGCCAUGUCCCUGGGCCGGGAUCCCCAUCCCGUCCCGUCCCGCCCCGUCCCUCCCAGCCCAGCCACAGACGCCUCCCUCACGUCUCCUGCCCACCCUCCAUCCUCCGACGCCACUCGGGAACCUGCCAUCGCAGCUGGACCGUCCCCACACCCUCGCCAUGAAGGGCCCCCUCCUCGGAACCAUGUUCUCCCGGCAUGUCAAGCGUCACCCCGGACUCAUUCCCCUCAUUGGCUUCAUCAGUGUGGGCCUGGGCAGCGCUGUGCUGUACCUGCUGAGGCUGGCCCUGUACAGCCCGGACGUCAGCUGGGAUCGAAAAAAUAAUCCUGAACCCUGGAAUAAGCUGAGCCCCACGGACCAGUAUAAAUUUCUGGCAGUUUCCACUGACUACAAGAGCCUUAAGAAGGACCGUCCCAGUUUCUGAGAUGCCGUGAGGAUGUGCUGCCGUGCUGGGGUGGGAGAGAACGUGGCUGCCCCCCCAGCAGUGCCGCCACAACCCCCCCUCACCCCCCCCCCCGGCUCCCACCUGCCCCACAGCUCUGCAACAGGUCACCGCACACAGAGGACUGACUGCUUCCUCAGCACCCCCCCCACUGCAAUAAACUACAUCACUGCGGGAGCGAUGUGACCGCUGCCCCCCCGGCACAGAC